Messenger RNA from Papilio xuthus (Asian swallowtail), 627 nucleotides. Its product is annotated as cytochrome c oxidase subunit 4 isoform 1, mitochondrial. The transcript has 4 exons. Gene Ontology annotation, biological process: mitochondrial electron transport, cytochrome c to oxygen. The record is from RefSeq and is a predicted model, not a curated record. NCBI's taxonomy places the organism in Eukaryota, Metazoa, Arthropoda, Insecta, Lepidoptera, Papilionidae. The coding region runs from base 20 to 538 and encodes 172 amino acids. Gene Ontology annotation, cellular component: respiratory chain complex IV.
CGUAUGUGAUCGUGCAAAUAUGUCAUACGUAUUAUUAAAUUUAUACAAAGCUAAUAUUUACUGCAUCACGAGAUCUGUACACAAUAGAUGUAGGAUCGGUUGCAGGGAUGUUGUGGGGCAUGGCAUCAACGGUAGCGCGGCGUACAGAGAUGACCCGCACUUUCCAUUCCCCAGUGUAAGAUUCAAGGAGAAUACCAGAGAUAUUUGUGCUCUGCGUGAGAAAGAGAAAGGUGAUUGGAGACAACUGUGCUGUGAGGAGAAGAAGUCUCUCUACCGAGCGUCAUUCUGUCAGACGUUCGCAGAGUUCCAAGCACCAACUGGCACUUGGAAGUUUAUAGCUGGCUGGGUGUUAAUAGUUACGUCUUUUGCUUGGUGGUUUGUGAUUUAUUAUCAUCAUUAUGUAUACGAACCGUUACCGGCGUCGUUCUCCAAAUUAGCUCAGAAAGCACAAUUGCGACGAAUGCUAGAGCUCCGGGUCAACCCGAUAGAUGGCAUUUCUUCCAAAUGGGACUAUGACAACGAUAAGUGGAAGGAUUAAUUGUGGAAUACAAGAACAUUUUAAGAUGGAAGAUUAUUUCUAAUUUGGCACACUUAUAGUAUUUUUCUUCAAUAAAUUACGUUAAACAU